GGGUAUUUAAGGAGGUGAGAAGAAAGGCUGAUCUUCUUUUAGGUGAGGACAGGUAUGACAGCAGUUGAAUUGGACUAGAGAGAGAAGGAUUUUUCAGAGCUGAGAACAUGUGUUUUGGAGCGCGGGCCAGGUGUAUUGGUUAUAAGUUGCUCAUCCUUGCCUUGAUCAGCAUCAUCGCAAAUAUUUUACUUUAUUUUCCUAAUGGUGAAACAAGAUACGCUUCAGAGCAUCGUCUCGGCAGAUACGUGGAGUGCCUUCACGGCAUUCUGGGUGGAGGCAUUUUGAUACUCAUUCCAGCUGCGGUAUUCAUUGGACUUCACCACGAUGACUGCAGUGGGUGCUUUGGCCACGCAGACUGCGGGAAAAGCUGCGCGAUGCUGUCCUCGGCUCUGGCAGCCUUUAUCGGGCUUCUUGGUUCUGGAUACUGUAUAACCAUUUCAGCGCUGGGCUUGUCUCAUGGACCAUAUUGUUCUACUCACCCAGAAAGAAACUGGAUCUAUCCUUUCACUCAAUCCUCUGGAGGGUACUUGUUUGAGUACAGCAAGUGGUCUGAAUGUCAAGAACCUCAUAACAUCGUGCAUUGGAACGUCACCCUCUUUUCCAUCCUCCUUGUUGUGGGAGUAAUAGAGUUCAUUCUGUGCUUCAUACAGAUAAUCAAUGGCAUUCUUGGAGGAUUGUGUGGGUUGUGCUGCAGUCAUGAGGAGGCGUACGCUUGCUAGAAACCUGACAAUGUGUUGACGUCGGUGCAUGUGUGGUGUUUUAAGUAUUCUGUGGGUUUUUAUAUCCCAUGCAUACUAAAAUGUGCAUUGUUUGUUGUCAGACUGUGCUGUUGCUAUAGAUUUAACUGACUCUGGGCCAGGCUUUGUUGUUGCAAUCAUGUGCAGGUUGUCCAUUUAUGUCCCUGUAUCUAAAGGCAAAAUAUAUCCUGAAUAUCUUUGAUUAUUUCAUAGAAUUUUUUUGGUUGGAAAAGACCUUUGAGAUCACAGAGUCCAACCGUCUCUGUCCACUACGCAACCAGAUCCCUGAGCACCUCAUCCACCCGUCUGUUAAACAGUUCUGGGGAUGGGGACUCCACCACCUGCCUGGGCAGGCUCUGCCGGGGCCUGAUGACCCUUUUGGUGAAGAAAUUUUUCAUGAUGUCCAAUGUGAGCCUCCCCUGGCACAACUUAAGGCCGUUUUCUCUCAUCCUAUCACCUAUGCCUUGGGAAAAGACACCAGCAUCCACUUCUCUACAACCUCCUUUCAGAGAGUUGUAGGCAGUGACAAAGUCUCCCCUCUCUUCUGGACUAAACAACCCCAGAUCCCUCAACCGCUCCUCAUAAGACUUGUUCUCCAGCCCUUCACCAACUUUUUGCCCUUCUCUGGACGCCCUCCAGCACCUCAGUGUCCCUGUAGUGAGGGACCCAAAACUGAACCCAGGAUUUGAGAUGCACCUUCACCAAUGCUGAGUACAGAGGAAGGAGGACUUCCCUGCUCCUGCUGGCCACACUGUUUCUGAUGCUGGCCAGGAUGCUGUUGACUUUCUUGGCCACCUGGGCCACUGCUGGCUCAUGUUCAGCUGCUGUCAACCAACAUCCCCAGGGCCUUUUCCACCAGGCAGCUUUCCAGCCACUCUACACCAAGCCGGUAGCACUGCAUGGGGUGUUUGUGACCCAAGUGGAGAAACCCAUCCCUUGGCCCUGUUGAAGCUCAUACCAUUGUCUGCAGCCCAUUGGUCCACCCUGCCCCUAUAGAGCUUCCCUUCCCUCAAGCAAAUCAACACUUCUGCCCAGUUCAGUGUCAUCUGCAAACUCUCUGAGGGUCCACUCAGUCCCUUCAUCCCGACCACUGAUAAUGAUGUUAAAUGGAACUGGCCCCAAGAACAGAACUCUUCCCUCUUAGUACAGACAACUGGCUGAACACACCACUAAAGAUGUGGGUUUGUUUUGUGUAUUUUUUUCUCCUUACUACUGAAAAAACCCAACUCUGUACUUUAUGAAGCUUUCCCAAUAAAGUUGCACUUUCAUUCUGAGGUUGGAAUGAACAGAAACCCAGUCUAGUCUGGCCCCGAUUAAAUGAAUACUCAGCUGGAGCAAAAAAAAAAACAGCAGUAAAAUAUAGAUGAUUGAGGGCAGAUAAGCGCAAUUCAACUU
Molecule: messenger RNA, 2132 nt
Organism: Cuculus canorus (common cuckoo)
Lineage: Eukaryota; Metazoa; Chordata; Aves; Cuculiformes; Cuculidae
Product: transmembrane 4 L6 family member 1
Exons: 5
Coding region: 108-719 (203 amino acids)
Cellular component (GO): membrane
Source: RefSeq, a predicted model, not a curated record